AUGGCCAAGCCGGACAAAGACGCAGCACAAAGGGCCCUGAGUGCUGCCGAAGCAAGAUUUGUUGCGAACAAUCCCCGCUCAAAGUCGCUCCAUGAGCAGGCAGCCCAGGCAUUGCCCGGCGGCAAUACCCGCACGGUGCUGUACACCUCUCCCUUUCCCCUCAGCAUGAAGCAAGGCAAGGGCGCCUACGUCUGGGAUGAGGACGGCCACAAGUAUUUAGACCUCGUCGGCGAGCUCAGCGCAGGUCUCUACGGGCACUCACACCCUUUGAUCCGAGAAACGCUCCUCUCGACGUUCGACUCGGCGGGCGUCAGCCUGGGCGCCAGCACGGCGCACGAACAGGCCUUUGCGGAGCUGCUCUGCGCCCGCUUCCGCCUCGCCCGCGUGCGCAUGACUAACUCGGGCACCGAGGCCAAUCUGCAUGCGUUCGCUGGCGCGCGGCACUUUACCGGCCGGCGAAAGGUCGUUGUCUUUUCAGGGGGGUACCACGGCGGGGUGCUAUCCUUCCCCGACGGGCGGCCAGCGGCAAAUGUAGUUGAUCAGGCGGACUUUGUCGUGGCGCCGCGGUAUAACGACGUCGCAUCGGCCGUUGAGACGAUCAGUGCUGUUGGGGAUCUCGCGGCUGUGCUGGUUGAGCCGGUGCAGGGCGCUGGUGGGUGUAUCCCUGCCACGCGCGAGUUUCUGAUGGCCGUGCGGGACGCGGCGCGCGCAAAGGGGGCUUUGUUUAUCCUGGACGAGGUCAUGACUUCGCGCUUGGCGCCCGGCGGGCUUGGAGUCGAGAUGGGGUUGGAACCUGAUCUGGUCACGCUGGGUAAGUAUCUUGGGGGUGGGCUCGCGUUUGGGGCGUUUGGUGGGCGCGAGAAUGUCAUGGCCCUGUAUGACCCUCGUAUUGAAGGCGGACUGGCGCAUUCGGGGACGUUCAAUAAUAAUACGUUGGUGAUGGCUACCGGGCGAGCGGCGCUGGAGCGGAUUUACACGCCAGAGGUCUGCGAGGAUUUUAAUAGGAGUGCGGAUGAGUUCCGACGGAAACUAUCGAGUCUCUCUAAGGGGACAAGGUUGUGCUUUACAGGUUGCGGAUCGCUGAUUGGAUUUCAUUUCACUGAUGAUGUCAGGGACGAGGUGUUGUGUGGCGAAGAUAUCAAUGGGAAAGAGAGGAAGGACCUGAGGGAUUUGUUUUGGUUCGAGAUGCUUGAGGCGGGAUUCUGGACGGUGAGAAGAGGGUAUAUCGCUCUGAUACUGGAGACAUCGGAAGCUGAGUUGAAUGCUUUUGUUGAAGCGGUGAGAGCAUUCCUAAAUCGGCAUCACGAUAUCAUGCUGGUGGCAUGA
This is a messenger RNA of Canariomyces notabilis, 1326 nucleotides long. RefSeq names its product PLP-dependent transferase. Gene Ontology annotation, molecular function: transaminase activity; pyridoxal phosphate binding. The record is from RefSeq and is a predicted model, not a curated record. Lineage: Eukaryota; Fungi; Ascomycota; Sordariomycetes; Sordariales; Chaetomiaceae. The transcript has 2 exons. Bases 1 to 1326 code for a protein of 441 amino acids.